This is a messenger RNA of Rubroshorea leprosula, 589 nucleotides long. The record is from the annotation of a GenBank genome assembly. NCBI's taxonomy places the organism in Eukaryota, Viridiplantae, Streptophyta, Magnoliopsida, Malvales, Dipterocarpaceae.
ACAGAGGUUGCCUUGGCUUUUCAGCUUGGUGCUAGCUUGCUCGUACGGUAAUAGUUAAGUGCUCGCUCGUACCAUGGAAGUAGCGGCUCCACUCUGUUUUAACAUGAAGAGGUACAAGAGGAGGAAGAAAUACAAGAGACUGAGACGCAUUGCUUCCGUUAAAGAAAAUGAGAAGAAGGGCAGCUGGAAGGUAAAAAUUCCGGAAGAGAUCAUUUUGGGAAUGGAGCCUCUGAGAAAGUGCAGGGACGCAUACAUGAAGACGAUGGUUUAUCUUGCUGAACAUGUUCAGCAGUUGAACAAUGACGAAGUUUACUUGUUUAAGAAGGUUCCCAGGGCUCGCCAUAUCUGAGUUCUUAAUUUUUAAGCUUAUAUGCAACUUACAGUGCUUAAUUUUCUAGGUGAUAUUUGUAAUAAGGUGACUUUUGCACCCACUUUUAUACGAUCUAUUUGUGUUGUGAUAUCUGAUAGUACUGUUCUAUUGAGUAUAUUUUGUUUGUAUUAAUUGUAUUAGCUACAUUGUAUGCAAUAAUUUGACCUUGAUUUUGAAUCAAGGUUUGCUAAGUGAUGUUAAUAAAAUCUCGUAUGUUUA